Molecule: messenger RNA, 2679 nt
Organism: Pelobates fuscus (common spadefoot toad)
Lineage: Eukaryota; Metazoa; Chordata; Amphibia; Anura; Pelobatidae
Gene: TTC34
Product: tetratricopeptide repeat domain 34
Exons: 7
Coding region: 221-2059 (612 amino acids)
Molecular function (GO): protein binding
Source: RefSeq, a predicted model, not a curated record
CCUUGCAGGAGACUUCAAGACUUGCAAGGAUAUCUGCAACCAAUUACUUAACUCAGAAAAAAAGACUUAUCAAAAUACUUUGUUUGCUUUACAAGGAUUUUGUCACUUUCAUAAUAAUGAACAUCAGCAAGCUCUGAAAGACUUCCAAAAAAUUAUAGAAGAUGAAUCUCCACACCCAUCCAGUUGUGUAAAAGCCCUGUGUGGCAGAGGACUUGUCCGUAUGAUCAGUGGAAACUCAUACUUAACUGCCUUGGACUAUAUUACAGCGUGUAAACUUAAACUGGAUGAGACCUUUCUUACAAUUAAGACAUAUGUGCCAUGGAACCAAAGAGGUUUGCUCUUUAAAGUGCUUCAGGAAGAAGGAGAGAAGAUGCUGCACAAAAAGACACCUAAUUUAAAUGAAAGUGCGAUAUCAAAUAGGAAUAAACAGUCUGAUCAUGACUGUUCCUCAGCCAAAGAAAGUGACGUAUCUGGUGUUCACCAGCUGGCCACACUUCUGAUGAUGCUCGAUCCCACUGACGAUGUGUGUCGUAUCCUGUGUGCAGAUGCCCUUUACCAGCUGGAUCGGAUUGAUGAAUCUCACAAGAUGCUAUCUUUGGCUCUCAAUAGCAGCUCACAAAGAUCUCCUGUUCUUGCUAGGCUUGCACUGUUGCAGUUCAAGAAAGGCUUUAUUUACGAUGGUAACCAGGUGAUAAAAAAAGUAAUACAGAUAGGUGAUACAUCCUGCCUUCUUCCCAUCAUGGAUAUAUUUAAAGAAGAGGACCGCAAAUUGAUGCAGAGUCACUGUCAUUCCAAAGCGUUGAAUAUUUUACAGAACAAGCAAGGAGAAACAUACAUCAAAGAAGCAAUUGCAUACCUUUCAUUUGCUAUUAUUGCAUCAGGCGGUCAUGCAAAAGAAUCCCUUCUUGCCAGAGCCAGAUGCUAUGGCCAGCUGGGACAGAAAAAAACUGCUAUUUUUGAUUUCAAUGCUGUUCUUAAAGAUGAUCCUUCCAAUGUAGAGGCUCUUAGUGGAAAAGGCUUUAUGCAUAUUACUCUUAAACAGCAAAAAGAAGCUGUGCAAGACCUUUGCCUAGCAGUUAAAGUGGAUUCAAGUUAUGUUAUCAAGGAGGUUCGUUCUUUGAAGCCAGAAACACAAAUGCUAGUUGGUGAAUGGUUACAUGAGCACUGCUGGGGUUUGUUGGCAGAUCUUAUUGCUACAGACUCAGAACUUCAAAGUCAGACUGCAUUUAAUGACCUGGAGAAAAUUGCACAAGCCUUGACAGAGUUAGACAACACCAACUCAAGCUUCCACAUAUUGUAUACGGAUAUCCUCAUCGGUAAAGAGAAGUAUGAAGAGGCUUUUAUGCACCUAAAACAGUCUUUCAGCAACCGUGCUAUUGAUGAUUCAGCCAAAGCCAGGUACGGAAUUCUCCACGUCAAGUAUCGGAAUAUUCUUGCUGCAGCACAGGAGCUAUCACCAUUAGCAGGAAAAUCUCCCGGUGAAGUGGAAGUUCUAGUGAAAUUUCUUGAUAAACGACAGCGACAAAGUCUAUCACAGAUUUCAGGGCAAGAAGGGAACUCCAUAAUGCAAGAGAACCAACAUGAAAAAGCUCUCAAUUAUCUUUCACUUGCGGUCAUUGCUAGUAACAAUAACCCCAAGUACCUACGUCUACGAGCCAGUUGUCUCUCACAUGUAGGGGAUUUUAAAAAUGCUAUAAAUGACAUGGAUAAGGCUAUACAGAGGCAUGGAACCAAUAGCCUGCAAAUUCAAGUAGCUGAUUAUUGUUCUAAGGGCCUAAUUCUGGUUUUAAUGUCUGAGGAAGAUGCUGCAGUUAGGCAGUAUAUGAAGGCUCUCAGUCUAGAUAGUACAUUUGCUUUAUCAUACAUAACUAAUACGCCUGGGAAAUUUAAACUGGCUCAAAUCUUCACUCAGAUUGCACACAAAUAUUUUGAGCAACGCUUGUUUGAAGAGUCUUGGAAAAUUACAGAUUGUGGUCUACUGAUUGAUGAAAAUAACCAUGAACUGAAGAAACUAAAGUCACGGAUAAAAAGGGAAGCUUCUGGAUGUAGAGUUCAUUGAUAUUGACCUCUGAGUGCAAGAUGGAUUUCACAAUUACAAUGGUCAGAUAGGUUAGGCUUCCCAUAAAGACAAGAAACCAAGUCUAAGAUAUUAUCUGUAGAAGGGGAGCUGGCAACCGCAUUUAAUAAUCAAAGCAAUUUUAACUAUUUCUUUCAUAUUCUGAUGGUUUCCCAAGAUUUAUAGAACUUGAGUUGUUUUCUUUUCAGUCUGGAUAACUCUUAGUAUCUUCAAAAUUAACUUGCACAUGAAUCAUUUUUUUUUUGUUCUCAUAGAAAUAGCAGGCAAAUUAACUAUUAUUAUGGGAAUUUCAGUGUUGAUUAGCCGACGUCUACCAUGACUUCCAAAUUUUCUCAGUUUGUGUUAAGUUAAAAGGAAUCUACAAAAACAGCGAAUAAACUUGUUCAAAAACUUAUAUAAGUAAAUUGUUCUUACAGGUAAAAUUAUUUUUACUAGCGGACCAUAGCACCAUAAAUAAUAUUUUUGCCCUGUCUGUGCCUUUAUGUACAGUGCAUGUGAUUUCAGAGUGUUGUUUUAUAUAUUAUAAAACACCAAUUAUCUACAAAUAUAACACUAUAGUGUAACACUGUGGUAUAGUGUAACACUGUGGACACAAAUUAACU